This is a messenger RNA of Rotaria sp. Silwood2, 1039 nucleotides long. The record is from the annotation of a GenBank genome assembly. Lineage: Eukaryota; Metazoa; Rotifera; Eurotatoria; Philodinida; Philodinidae.
AUGAAUAGAUCGAACAAUUACGUUCGUACAGCUCAAGUAACAACAAAUGAAAUAGGUAUGAAUGAUCAACACCAGAUGGAUGGCCGACAUCAGCAAUUUUAUUCUCAACCAGCAGUGUAUGUAGAUGACAACGAUAUGGAACAACGAGAAGGUCUUCUUCAUUCAUUAGAACAAAAUCCGCACAUGCUGCGGGAUUUCUAUCAAUUUAUCGAAUUUACACGAGCUCGUAGUGCUCAACCAUCUGUUCAGCAGAUGUGCUAUGGGCAAAGUAUACUAGAUCAACAGCCGAUUCCUUCUAUUUUAAAUGUUAAGACAAAUAUUCAGCAUAAUUCAUCAACUCCGAAACGUGGUCGACCUCUUAACGACAGUGGAGGUUCCAUCAGUUCUGCACCGAAACAACAUAAAUCAAGCAAAGGUACCCGCAUGCAAAUGGAAGAUACGGCAGUAAUUAAUCAACAACAACGAAAAUCGCUUCCAUUCGAUCAGCUAAAACGAGCCGUGUCCUCUAAUCUACCGUGCUUCUUCAUCGAAUUCGAACAAUCUAUUACUUCACAGCGGCCUCCAUCGGCAUUUGAAGCCAGAAAUGUUAUUGAAAAGCAUUUCAAAGAACAAAAAGUAAACAUUGAACACUUCUCAUUAGUAGGUUGGUCAAGUAAUCGUCUGAAGUUGGGAGUGAAUAACAAAGACGAUUACAUGGUGUUAUUAGCAACAAACAAAUGGCCAACGCAUGUUAAUAAUAUACCAAUUAGAAUUACCAAACCGAAAUAUAUUCCGGACUGCUUCGCUCUAGUAGUUCGGUACGUACCAAGUGACAUGGAACCGGAACUAGUAAAAGAAGAAAUUAAACGUACAAUUGCAUCAGCUGAUAAUAUAAAACAAAUACACUAUUCAUACGAACGAAAAUCCAACGAUUUCAAAUUCACUAUAAUGGACUUAAAUGAAUAUAAUACAGCUCUUGAACUUGGACGCAUCUCGAUUUGUAAUCGUUGGCUUACAAUCACUCCCUUUCUAACGGGAUACCGUAUGACAUUUUGCUCUA